GGGAGUAUUAAAUUUGUUUUGUCCCAAUAGCAUAAAAUUCCGUAUCCUACUCCACUGCACCAUAAUCAACAAAAUCAUCUUUGAACUCGCUAAAUUAAUCAUCUCCUCUGUACAAUUAACAAAUAGAGAAAAUGCAUUGCAUCUAAUAUAAUAUAGAAAAAAGAUACAGAACAGCUGAACAGGAGUUAGUACAGUAUGAAUAUUGAAGUUAAAUAUAAGUAGAUAUCGAAGACCAGUUUUUGUUGCAUGUUUUGUCGCAUUGAAUACUGUAUUAUUAUAUACUCCCUAUAUAAUAUAUGCGCAUUUUGUGCGUGUUAAUGGCAACAUGGCUCUUGUUUGAAGGGAACAUGCUAUGUUGUACCUAGUGUAAUUUGAUUAGUUUUAUUCAUACAUGCUUUAUUUAUUACUCCAUAUCAUUGUGUUAUUUUAAUUUUGUGUUAUGAUUUCCUUUUUACAUAAUUGAUAAAAUUGAGAGAAUUAGAAUGUUUGUACUUUGAUUUAUUUCAUUCCUAGAUCAUACGAGACUUAAACGGAUCAUAUUAGACUUUAAUGAAUCAAAUCAGAUUUUAGCAAUUGCAAAAUACAUAGAUAUUAUACAUUUAUUAGACCAUACGAGAAUAGGUCAGACCAGAUUUAAACAAAGCAGACCAGAUUAAAAAAUUUCAUCCAAGUGAAAACAUCCAUACAUGCCAUCCAAUUUAUACUACCAGAUUAAGUCCACUAUCACAAAUUUUUACUUUACUUUUUCAUGUACAAGUUAAAAUUAGUCGAAUUUUGUUGGAUGCAGAUAGAACCAUUCAAAAGAAGAGAAAGUAAGGGUGUGUUUGGAACUAAUUCUGCUUCUGCUUCUUUUGUUAAAGCAGAAUCAGAAUCAAAAUCAAUUUUCGAAAGCUGGUUUCUCCCAUCUUCUGAAGAAACUGCUUCUAGGAGUAAAUUAGAGCACCAUGAGUACUUUUGCACUUUCACCAAACACUCUAACUUUGGUUGAGCAGAAACAGUUUUAAGAAUUAGAUCCAAACACCCAUAAGACUAAGGAUGUUUUCUUUUGGACUGUUUUCAACCCAGACCAAACUAGAUUAGACCAGACCAGACUUCCAUAGUUAUAAAAUAAACAGAUACCAGACGAUUACCAGAUCAGUUCAGACCAGACCGGACCAGACCAAAUUUCGGUCCAAAAGAAAACAUCCAAAAAUGAGAACCAAUCAACCAAGUGACAUAUUACGAAAAAAGUCAAUAUGAAAAAUGAAUUAAGUACUAAAAACUUCCUAAAAAGGAAAUUACUCUAAGAGAAAAAAAGAAUUAUAAAAUGAAGUGAAAGUAUGGUCAACAAGACAAUUCCAUACCAUAAUACAGAGUAAUAAAUUUUACGAAGAUUAGUUAGCUGUUAGCAUCUUUUUCAUUUUUUCUUUGCUGUGCGUCACCAUAUGAGAGGCUAGCCGCUAGAGCUAGUAACUAACUUUCCAUGCAAUGGUGAAAAACAAUAAAAUAAAAUAAAGAGAAAAGGGAAGAAGGCGCUAAUUACACAUCACCACACACGCUACUCCCUCUCUCUCUUCUUCUCUCUCUCUCUCUCUCUUUCUCCCACCACUGUACUAACAUCCUCCAUCUUAUCAUCCCUUCCUACCCAACCUUUCGCAUUUUGCUACAAGCCUUCCUUUCCCAACCCUUAGCGCCGCCCUCAACUAAGAUUUCAGCCAUUCUUGUACCCAUAUAUUUAUUCUUUUGGUUUCUUGCCUUUUAAAUCUACAAAAGAUUGAGUCUUUGGAGAUAUAUUCUUCUACCGAAGAAAUUCUUGUGGCCAGUUCUCUCAAUUGAAGUAUAGAAGCCGUUCUUUGUUGAAUGAGAGGAAAGUCAUGUGUGUAGAUCUUAGCUGGAAUCAUGAAUCUAUCUGGGUAGAUUUUCAUUCACUGCUUCUGGGUCUGAGUGAUGCUGAUUAGCUUGGGUUAAUGUUUCCCCCCUUUUGGAAGAGUUUCUGGGAAUUUGUGCUCUGAUCUGCAACUGCCGCAAGAUUCCGACUUUCUCUUUCUUGAUAGUUACUACUUUGGGUGUGUCAAUCUGGCAGGCCUAUAAAUGGAGGCCAGGAUUGGAGGUCAAGCUCAACUGUUUUAUAAUUUAGGCUCAGCAGAUUUGAGGGUUGUCGGGAACAGGAGCCUGGAUUGGGAUCCCUGUGAUUGGAAAUGGGACAGUCAUCUUUUCCGCGCCACGCCUAUCAAUCCCAACCCACCAAAUUUCCAAAGCAGGGAGUUUUUCCCGCUCCAAACAGGAAUCUCCACAUCCAACAGCUCCUCCUAUUGCUCUGAUGAAGUGAAUAUUGUGUCUAGGAAAGAGGUAAGGGGGUUUGAGAAGCGGCAGAGGGUUGUUUUCGUGGAGGAUGAAGAUAACCUUGAAGGCGAGACGGGCAAUCUCACCUUGAGGCUUGGGGAACAUGGAUCUCCUAGUGAUGAAAGAGAAGGGCAAGCCUUGGAUGGAACAGUUGGGAAAAAGAUCAAGCUCUCUGGAUCCACUUCAAUCCGAGGCGCCGCUUGUCAAGUGGAGGAUUGUGUGGCAGAUCUCAGCAAAGCUAAAGACUACCACAGAAGGCAUAAAGUUUGUGAAAUGCACUCCAAGGCAACCAAGGCACUUGUGAGCAACAUUUUGCAGCGUUUCUGCCAACAGUGUAGCAGGUUUCAUGCGCUUGAAGAGUUCGAUGAUGGGAAGCGUAGUUGUCGAAGACGACUAGCUGGUCAUAAUAAAAGGAGAAGGAAGACUCAACCAGAAACAGUUGCUAAUAACAAUGCAAUGAUUGAUAACAAUAAUAGCCAAGCUACUAGUUAUCUUUUGAUGAGCUUAUUUAAGAUACUUGCCCACAUGAACGCAAACACGGGGAGCUCCAAAGAGGACCAGAACCUUCUCUCUCACCUACUAAAGAAUCUUGUUAGCCAGGGUGCCUUGACCGGAGACAAAAGUAUAUCUGGCAUUCUAAACGAGUCUUCGAAUUUGCUGAGCAAUGGACCCACUUUUAGAGAUUCAGAAUUAAUAUCUGCCUUGAUCUCAAAUGGGUCUCCGGCGUCUUCACCACCAAAAGAACAAGCUCCCACUGCUUCUGUGUCUAAGUUACCAAUAGAAGCAGUUAGCAUGUUUCCUAAUGAAAGCAGUUCCUUGGCUACUGCAUUGGGUCAGGAAAGUUCUGCUGGGAGGAGUAAAUUGGCUGUUUUUGAUUUAAAUGACAUUUAUAUUGAUUCGGACGAUGGUGUUGAAGAUGUAGAGAGGUUGCCUGUCCCAGCUGAUUUGGUUGCUGGCUCCCCGGAAUGCCCAUCGUGGGCACAAAAGGACUCCCAUCAGUCAAGCCCACCUCAAGCAAGUGGGCAUUCAGACUCAGGUUCCGCACAAUCACCAUCCAGUUCCAAUGGAGAUCCUCAGAGCCGCACUGAUCGUAUUGUUUUUAAACUAUUUGGAAAAAAUCCAAACGACUUCCCAUUUCUUUUACGUGCACAGAUUCUGGAUUGGCUAUCUCACAGUCCUACUGACAUGGAGAGCUACAUUAAGCCUGGUUGUGUCAUACUAACUGUAUAUCUUCGUCUACCUGAAUCUUCUUGGGAUGAGCUUUGCUGCUGUUUGGGUUCCAGUUUAAGCAGACUUCUGGAUGCCCCUGAAGAUAACAGUUUCUGGAGAGAUGGAUGGACUUAUGUUAGAGUGCAGAACCAAAUAGCAUUCCUGUGCAGUGGUCAAGUUGUAGUGGAAUCUUCUCUGCCUUUCAAAAGUAAUGAAAACAGCACAAUUCUAAGUGUCAAGCCUAUUGCUGUACCUGUGUCUGGGAAAUCUCAAAUCACAGUGAAAGGAUUUAACUUAUCUGGGCCCGCCACAAGGCUGCUCUGUGCAAUAGAAGGCAACUAUCUUGUUCCAGAGGCUAGUAUAGAGACAACAGAACAUAAUGAUAAUGACCUUGAGCAGUGUGAUAUGGUCGAAUAUGUAAACCUUACAUGUUCUUUUCCUGCAGCUGCUGGAAGAGGCUUCAUAGAGGUUGAAGGUGAUGGUCUUGGUAGCAACUUUUUUCCUUUUAUAGUUGCUGAGCAGGAUGUUUGCUCUGAAAUAUGUACACUUGAGAAUGAGAUUGAGUUGACUGAGAAAGAGUAUCUUGAUGGGGAAGUUGAUAAAAUGGAAAUAAGAAAUCAAGCCAUCGAUUUCCUACACGAGUUGGGCUGGCUUCUUCAUAGAAGCAAUUUGAGAUCACGAUUGGGGGAAUCGGAAGAUCCUAGUGAGAUGUGCUUCUCUUUAAACCGGUUUGCAUGGCUUAUGGAGUUCUCUGUGGACCAUAAUUGGUGUGCGGUUGUGAAGAAGCUGUUGGACAUUCUUUUUAAUGGGAGUGUGGGCAGUACAGAUAAUCCUUCCUCCUUGAAAGUUGCCUUCUCUGAGACGAGUCUCCUUCACAAAGCGGUUAGGAGAAAUUCGAGGUCUUUGGUGGAGCUGUUAUUGAAAUACACUCCCGAUAGAGUGGCUGAUGAUCUAAGUGUGGAAUAUCGUGACCUGGUGGGAUAUGAAAGUGGAUAUUUGUUCAAACCUAAUGUUGCAGGUCCUUCAGGUUUGACACCUCUCCACGUUGCAGCAGGUAUAGAUGGAUCUGAAGAUGUAAUUGAUGCAUUGACAGAUGAUCCUGGAAAGGUGGGAAUGGAAGCAUGGAAGAACUCUCGCGAUAAUGCAGGAUUUACUCCAGAAGAUUAUGCCCGCCUGCGAGGGCAUUACUCAUACAUCCAUCUCGUCCAGCGAAAACUACUUAACAGGAAAGCUUCUACCACUGGCCAUGUGGUAGUUGAUAUCCCCAGUGUUUUUUCUCUGGAAGGGAAAUACAACUUGAAGCAAAACAACGGUGCGGGCACAAGCUUUGAGAUUUCAAGGACUGAUAUGAAACCCAUUCAGCAGCUGGCAGCGUGCCGGAUGUGUGAUCAGAAGACAAUUCCAUACCGAACCGGCAGCAGAUCUUUGCUUUAUAGGCCGGCCAUGCUCUCGAUGGUCGCAAUUGCUGCGGUAUGUGUUUGUGUCGCUCUUCUGUUCAAGAGCUUACCUGUCGUCAAUAACUUGUACUGUCCCUUGAGUUGGGAUUCUUUGGACUAUGGUUCAAUCUAAUUUGGGGUUAGUGCACAGCCCACCAGUAGGACCACUGCUCCCUCCUUUGUAUCUGUUGUGUAUGCGUGAAUAAACUGUAUAACUGAGGUGUCCUUAGGAAAUCCCCCUUAAAUAUACUCCUAUAUUUAUGUCAGUGUAUGUAUACCUGUAUUUUUAUUAUUAUGUUAUAUAUGACGAUAUGAUUGUUUUUUUGGCUUCCAGUUCAAGGUACCUAUUUGUGUAGGCUUGUGUCCAUUUUCUAU
Cuscuta epithymum is the source of this 5342-nucleotide messenger RNA. Lineage: Eukaryota; Viridiplantae; Streptophyta; Magnoliopsida; Solanales; Convolvulaceae. The record is from the annotation of a GenBank genome assembly.